Messenger RNA from Erigeron canadensis, 963 nucleotides. Its product is annotated as subtilisin-like protease 4. Gene Ontology annotation, molecular function: serine-type endopeptidase activity. The transcript has a single exon. NCBI's taxonomy places the organism in Eukaryota, Viridiplantae, Streptophyta, Magnoliopsida, Asterales, Asteraceae. The record is from RefSeq and is a predicted model, not a curated record. The coding region runs from base 1 to 963 and encodes 320 amino acids. Gene Ontology annotation, biological process: proteolysis.
AUGAACUUAGAGGAGGAGGGUUUCACUACCACUGUUUUAUGUUCAGAGGUGCUUCCUACAACUUCGAUAAGCUACCAAGACGCUAGGAAAAUAAAAAAGUACUUGAAGUCAACUAAAUCACCUGUUGUCACCAUCACGGAGAUUCAUACUUUAGUUGGUGUUGAUGCACCCCCUUGUGUUGCUUCUUUCUCAUCUAGGGGACCUAUCAGCAAGUUUAGCCCAAACCUAAUUAAGCCGGACAUCAUCGCCCCGGGGGUUAACAUUGUUGGAGCGUCUUUAGACGCCUCAAAGUUUGUUGUGAUGUCGGGGACUUCGAUGGCAUGCCCGAUGGUAACGGGAUUAGCUGCGCUACUUAAAGAAGCUCACCCCGAAUGGUCACCGGCCAUGAUCAAAUCAGCACUAAUGACGACAUCUGACAUGCUUAAUUCGAGCGGUGAGCCCAUUCUAGACCAACAAAAAGAAAAUGCACAGAUUUUGUCCCUAGGUUGUGGUCAUGUUAACCCGUUGAAGAUGUUCAAUCCCGGAUUAGUGUAUGAUAUUCACCCCGAUGACUACAUUGGAUACUUCUUUGGUUUAGGAUACGGGCGUAAACGAGUAUCCAAAAUAGUGGGUAUGAAUCAUAUAACACAAUCCCAAGAAAUUGAUGCCGCCGAGUUGAACCUUCCAUCCCUCAUGUUUAAGUUACAAGUGGGUGAAAAACGAACUUUUAAAAGAGUAGUAACAAACGUAGGGGAGGCAAACUCAACAUACGUCUUGAUAGUCAACUCGUUGCCACAAGGGGUUAUGCUGAAUGUUCAACCAAACAAAUUACAAUUCUCACGGUUGAACGAGAAGACAUCCUACAAUAUGUCUUUCACACGACAAGACGAAGUUGAAGAAGGCGUGAAGGCCGGAGAAGGAUCGAUAACAUGGAUGUCUAGCAAACAUUCUGUUAGAACUCCUUUUCUUAUCGAGUUUGAUUGA